Molecule: messenger RNA, 423 nt
Organism: Leptosia nina
Lineage: Eukaryota; Metazoa; Arthropoda; Insecta; Lepidoptera; Pieridae
Source: the annotation of a GenBank genome assembly
AUGGAAGAUGCUCAACCGGACCCUCUGGAAAUGGUAGAAGUGGAUAUUCCACCUAUGGAUCAGCCAAUAGAAGAAGUUGUUAUUAAAUGUGAAGUUAUUGAGAUCUCUGAUGAAGAAGAAACUCCAAAAAAGUCCAAACGUAAACGAAUUGUAAAAAAAGAAGCCACAAGCAUGCCCCACAUGCGAAAAGCUGAUUUAGACCGACACGAGAAAAUACACAGCGGAAUAAAACCGUAUCAAUGUGAAAUAUGCUCCAAGAGCUUUACACAAAAGAACAAUAUGCUAAUGCAUUAUAAAACACAUGUUGGGGAUAAGCCCCACGAAUGCAUGGUUUGCGGCAAGAGGUUUAUAACUAAAAGUAAGUUAACAUUACACUCCAGGAAACACGACAAAGAUAAAAAGAGAAAAAGCGACUACUUAUAA